Aspergillus versicolor CBS 583.65 is the source of this 1259-nucleotide messenger RNA. RefSeq lists its product as uncharacterized. Lineage: Eukaryota; Fungi; Ascomycota; Eurotiomycetes; Eurotiales; Aspergillaceae. The record is from RefSeq and is a predicted model, not a curated record. The transcript is spliced from 2 exons. The coding region runs from base 312 to 1109 and encodes 265 amino acids.
CGAGGUUUGGUCGCAAUUCAAAAUAAAAUCAACAGUCGAAUCCGUAUCGAAUACGAGCCAAGACCCGGUCCGCGAUGGCUCUGGUUUAGCUUGCUGAGGAGGGUUCGAGCGUGCAGGGCCAAGCUCGCGUAUCCAAUCGUCGGCCCGUUGCUUUUUGUCCCCGGCUAAAAUAAAAUGAGUAUGGGGCGGAGUUCAUCAAAAAGCCCCUAAUCCAGGGCCAGACAAGGCUGAGCUCGAGGCUCUUCGCUUCUUCUGGCCGGAGUCUCCCACUCUCCUGCUCUCCUCUAGCUUUCCUCACGCGCACCUCGAAAAUGGCCGGCAGUGCGUCCUUUCGAUCCCGACUGGGCUUGCUGUUUUGCACUGCGCUGCUUGUCAGCCUGUCCACUGCAACAUGUUACUAUCCAAGUAAAAAGGAGACUUACGAUGACGUCCAAUGUGAACCCGGUGAGGAGGACAGUGCAUGCUGUGGCAGAGGGUCAAUCUGCCUGGAUAACGGCCUCUGUCUGUCCCAGGACCAGCCCUUUGGUCUUUCGCGCGGCACCUGCACAGAUCGCGAUUGGAAGAGUGCAAAGUGCCCCACGUAUUGCACGAAAACACAGCGCACCGGAGUUGCGAUCGUGCUUUACAAUGUGACCGAGGAUGGUGAGAGCCAAUACUGUUGCAACUCCAUUGUCAACAGGCCCGGAGAAGAGUUCCCAGCAUGCGAUUACGACGAGCCCUUUACAAUCGAAUCCGCCAAGUUCAUCCCGGGGGUGGCGCUCUUGGAGGGCUACGUGAAAGAGUCCGACGCCAACACUAGUACAAGCGACGCAAACACUACCUCCUCGUCCACAGAUACCAAGGAGGCUCAGGAUACCGGUUCAUCGAACCACGAUGUUGCGAUUGGGGCAGGAGUCGGGGUACCAUUGGGGGUGAUUGCCCUUUUAUCCAUUGCAUGGGCGUUGUACGAGCGGAGUCAACGGAAGAGGUUAUUGCAAGCAACACCCCCGACAAUCAGCACAGUCGGUCCGUAUCACGAUGAAAAUAAGCCAUGGGGUCAUCAUGAGCUCCCCUCGAAUCCCUCCAACCAGGCUCCAUCCGAGUUGCCAACUCCGCCCAUUGAACGGUAACACGCAUCUACCGGUGCAGGAGUACAUGAGGGUUGUAUAUAGAAAUCUUUGCACAUGGAAAGUGAUAAGACAUGGGUCUCACUGUAUCAGUACUCAUUUAAUAGUAUAAUUGUGAAGUGGCUAAAAAUUCAAAAUAUUCCAUACCACCCC